UGAGAGAGAGAGAGACUGACUCUGAGAGAGAGAGGGACACAGGGAGACUGACUCUUACUGAGAGACACAAGAUGCCAGCAUUGGAAACAUCUCUCAAACUGGCCGUGUUGUGUGUAUUCCUUGCCAGCCUGGUCCCCAGCCCAGGCGAGGCGUGGUACAAGCAGGCGACCGGCCCCAGCUAUUACUCGGUGGGCAGAGCCUCCGGGCUCCUGUCCGGGAUCCGGCGCUCGCCUUACAUCCGCAGAUCGGAGCCCAGCCAAGGGGCGGAAUCGGCGGAGAACAGCGUGUAUUCAGAACUGGGAGGCCAGCCCAGACAAACAACACUGAUCAAAAACAUGGCUGUCUGUGUGAAGGAUAUCUCUCCCAACCUGCAGAGCUGUGAGCUGCUCCAAGAUGGACUAAACACCUUCCAGUGCAAGGCUGAUGUAUAUCUGUCGCUGGAUUCACAGGACUGUGUGAACGCCUGAUUUUCCCUUCUCCAGCUCUCAACAAAAGUACCAACCAAACCCUACAAACUGUUCCUGACACCAUGUUUUAUUAUUUCUACUCAUUUCAAACAAUUUAGAAUUGACCCUGAACUCACUGUAACUCCUAACUCACCGACAUGUGUUAAAAUAUGUUAAACUUAACUAAUUUAUUUGCUGCAGGGCAGUUCCUCUGAGUCUGAUUUUUGUUAACAAUCGAUUGCCUAUAUAAAAAUGCAUCUC
Carcharodon carcharias (great white shark) is the source of this 707-nucleotide messenger RNA. It is a transcript of the gene npb, whose product is annotated as neuropeptide B. NCBI's taxonomy places the organism in Eukaryota, Metazoa, Chordata, Chondrichthyes, Lamniformes, Lamnidae. The transcript has 2 exons. Gene Ontology annotation, biological process: feeding behavior; G protein-coupled receptor signaling pathway. The record is from RefSeq and is a predicted model, not a curated record. Bases 72 to 467 code for a protein of 131 amino acids. Gene Ontology annotation, molecular function: G protein-coupled receptor binding.